This is a messenger RNA of Aureobasidium musti, 2994 nucleotides long. The record is from the annotation of a GenBank genome assembly. NCBI's taxonomy places the organism in Eukaryota, Fungi, Ascomycota, Dothideomycetes, Dothideales, Saccotheciaceae.
GGGAUCCUCGAACAUUCAACAAUGGCUCGCAUGGGGAGGUUGGGCUUUCUCGCCGUGGCGGUAGCCUUUCAUCUGAUAUAUGCCUACUCAAUCUUUGACAUAUACUUUGUCAGUCCAAUUGUCAGUGGCAUGCGCGAGUACAGCGUAGCACACCAACAAGAAGCUCCCGCAAAGCGACUCGUACUUUUCGUUGACAAGGCCUUCCAGUACUUUCCCAAUCCUUCCCCUGGCGCCGAACAAGAGGCCGACUGGCAAGAACCGCGUCCUCUUGCUCCCUUUCUGCGAUCGCGCGUUCUCGAGCAUGGCACCUUUGGUGUAUCGCAUACUCGAGUCCCCACCGAGUCCAGACCUGGCCACGUCGCUCUCAUCGCUGGCUUAUACGAAGACGUUUCGGCCGUCGCCACGGGUUGGAAGCUGAAUCCUGUCAACUUCGACAGCGUCUUCAAUCGCAGUCGUCAUACUUGGAGCUGGGGUAGCCCUGACAUUCUGCCCAUGUUUCAGGAAGGCGCAGUUCCUGGUCGAGUAGAUGCAUUCAUGUAUGGUGCCGAAGAGGAGGACUUUAGUAAGGAUGCGACUCACUUGGACACUUGGGUCUUUGAAAGAGUAGAGGAAUUGUUCGCAAGCGCCAGUCAGGACCCGGAACUGAACCAACGUCUGAGACAAGACAAGAACGUCUUCUUUNUGCACCUCUUGGGCUUGGACACCACUGGUCACUCGUACCGCCCCUACUCUCGCGAGUAUUUGCACAAUAUCAAAGUUGUUGAUGAAGGUGUCCAAAAGAUUACCGCCUUGAUCGAUGAUUUCUACGCCGACGACAAGACUGCCUAUGUCUUUACUGCUGACCAUGGUAUGAGUGAUUGGGGAAGUCAUGGUGAUGGACAUCCAAACAACACCAGAACUCCAUUGAUUGCCUGGGGCUCUGGAGUUGCCAAACCUGUCACUGUAUCUUCUGGUCUGGCUUCUGGUCAUGAAGAUGGUUUCUCUUCUGAUUGGCACCUCGAUCACGUCCAGCGCAAUGAUGUCGCUCAAGCAGAUAUUGCUACUCUCAUGGCAUAUCUUGCCGGGCUUCCUUUCCCUGUCAAUUCGGUGGGUGAGUUGCCUUUGGCCUUCUUGUCGGCAGAUCAGCAGACCAAGGCUCAAGCAAUGUUGGUCAAUGCUCAAGAAAUCCUGGAAAUGUACCGCAUCAAGGAACAUCAAAAGAAGAACACUGUGCUUCGCUACAAACCUUUCCCAGGCUUUGCCGAUGACCAACACUCUCCAGAUCAUCGUCUUGAGGCCAUUGAAGACCACAUCAGCCAGGGACAAUAUGAGCAGGCAAUUCAUGACUCUGAUGCUCUCAUGAAGAUGGGUUUAGAGGGAUUGAGAUACCUUCAAACUUACGACUGGCUUUUCUUGCGUGCGCUCGUCACAUUGGGAUAUCUGGGCUGGAUGGCAUUUGCCUUCACUUUUGCUCUGGAUCAACACGUCUUUAGUGGCAAAGUUGACGCGACUCGAUCUACCACGACAACGACUGUAUUCUCUAGCAUCUUUGUCGCACUUCUUGCCUUGCUACUCGUCCAAUCUUCUCCAUGGACUUACUAUGCAUAUGCAUUCUUUCCAGUCAUGUUCUGGGAAGAGGUCUUUGCCCGUCGUCAGGUGCUCCUCCAGGCCAAAACUGUCUUCUCUCAACAACUCUCUGGCAAAAAUUUCUUGAGCCUCGGGUUGAAUCUGCUCGUCUUUGUUGGAGUCCUCGAGAUUAUGGUUCAAAGUUAUUACCACCGAGAGAUGUACACGGUUUGUUACCUCUUGGCCAUCUUUUGGCCAAUCUCAUAUGGACUCAAAUUCUUGCGUCAAAAUUGGGUCAUUUCUGCUACAUGGGCAUUGGCAUGUGCUUCCAUGAGUGUCUUUACUGUUUUGCCUGCCCUAAAGAUCGAAGAUGCUCGAUUGAUUCUCCUGGGUGGUUUACUCAUGCUUUUGGUGGGUAUUCUGUACAUUGCCUUUGACAAGAGUAUCCUCGUUACAACUGGAUCGACCCAGGCUGGUCUCGCUGCACCAAAGGCAGACCAGAUCUCUAGAGUUCUCACUGGCGUGCAAAUUGGCCUUGUCGCAUUGGCCAUGAUUGUCACACGUUCAAGUGUCGCUUCACUACAGGCGAAGACUGGUCUGCCCCUGGGUGCGCAGGUCACUGGCUGGGUAGUGUUGGUGUCAUCUUUGAUCCUGCCUUUUGCCCACUCAUUCUCGCCCAACAACCACUAUCUUCAUCGAUUAAUGGUCGUAUUUCUUGCAUUUGGUCCCAUGUUCAUCAUUCUCACCAUCAGCUAUGAGGGCCUCUUUUAUUUUGCAUUCAGCUGUACCUUAAUCACCUGGGUCAGGCUCGAACACCGCAUCUACCGCGCUUUCACAACCAAAGGCUCUUUACCUCCGCCCACAAGUCCUGUAUCGGAUCUCAACCCUUUGGCACCUGCCUUGGCAGCAUCCACAGAUCGUGUGACUGCCCUCGAAAAGCACGAAUAUCGCUCCCUGACUUUGGCCGACGCGCGUAUCGCCCUCUUCUUCCNNCUCUACCUGCUGCAAUCCGCCUUCUUUAGCACAGGAAACAUUGCCUCGGUGUCUUCGUUCAGUCUGGAUGCCGUAUCUCGCCUCAUCCCCGUCUUUGAUCCCUUCUCGCAGGGUGCAUUGCUCGUCCUCAAGAUCUUUGCACCCUUUGCUCUUGUUUCGGCAAACCUGGGCUUAUUGACCCGCCGUCUGAGACUCAAGUCUGGCGCCCUGUUUGCACUGGUCAUAGCAAUCGGAGAUUGGCUGACGCUGAGAUUCUUCUGGAGCGUGCGUGACGAGGGCAGUUGGCUUGAGAUUGGUGAGAGCAUUAGUGUUUUCGUCAUUGCAAGUGCACUUUGCGUCUUUGUUGCUGGACUCGAAAUGGUCAGUGAAGCCUUUGUUCGAGGCAUCGAGUUUGAUGACGAAGUUGACAAGGCUUCGUCGGGUAAUGGCAAGGUCAAUGGCGUCAAGACAGAAUAG